UCAUAUAUAAGCACGGGCGCCCACACCACCGCGCCCGCACACGUCCCGACCCUCUCCCCUCUCCCUUCUAGAUUCCCUCACACAGCCAACAACUCUUUCAAAAAUAAUUCAACGCCUGUCAGACUCUUGUCAAUCGACUACAGUUCCUCAGAAAUCGUUUCUGUAAAAUUUCUGUCUCCAAACAGCCCCAGCACCCCAGCAAAAAUGCCUCCCAAGAAGACCGAGUCCACCAAGCCCGAGGGCGCUGCUGCCCCCAAGGCCAAGUCGACCAGCUCUCACCCCUCCUACCAGGCUAUGAUUACCGACGCCAUUAUCAAUCUCAAGGACCGUAACGGUUCUAGCCGCCAAUCUCUGAAGAAGUACGUCAAGGCCAACAACAAGCUUGAGGUCACCGACGCCAUGUUCGAUUCUCUGUUCAACAAGGCGUUGAGGAACGGUGUCGAGAAGGGUGUUUUCCAGCAGCCCAAGGGACCUUCUGGUGGUACCAAGCUGGCCAAGAAGGUCCCUGCCCCCAAGAAGGAGGUCGGUGAGAAGCCGAAGAAGGUUGCUGCUCCCAAGAAGGCCGCCGCCCCUAAGAAGGAGGCUGCCCCCAAGGAGAAGAAGGAGACGAAGGAAAAGAAGGCCGCCGCUCCCAAGGAGAAGAAGGAGCCGAAAGAGAAGAAGGCUGCUGUUGCUGCCGCCCCCAAGAAGGAGAAGAAGGAGCCCAAGGAGAAGAAGGCCGCGGCGCCCAAGAAGCCCGUCGCCGAGAAGGCUCUGACAAAGACCAAGACUGGCCGUGUCACCAAGGCCGCCGCGGCAGCCAAGCCCGCAGCAAAGAAGGCGACGCCCGUAAAGAAGGCCGCGACAACCAAGAAGUCUUCGGCCAAGAAGGCCGCCGCCGAGCCCGCCGCCGCCGCAUGAGCAGGUCCACUGUGGAUCUGUUCAUGACCUUUACACUUUUCAGUCUUCAUGCGUUUGCGUGUUUGUGUUGACGGGAUUUAACACUGGCGUUCAUCCGGCGUGGGGUACACGGUUUUUCUUAUUGCUACCAUUUUUGGAUCAUUUUUUUUUCUGGCCUAUGAUUUUAUUAGUUUUUGUUAUGGCAAUCAGGGCUGGGAGUUAUUUUGAUGAGGGCUCGGGUAUUUCAUGAUGGUGGGAGGAUCAUUUUUUUGCUCCUGGGCGAGUCGUGGCGGUCGGUCACAGCGCCGUUUGGGUUGGAGUGCGUGCCGAGCACACGGCAUUCCUCAUUUUCCCGCCCAUGGCAUUUUCUAUCAUUUUUCCUUGGGGAGUGCGCUUCCUUUCCCUAUAUACCCGCAUAUUCUUCUUUCUAUCUUGCAUUAUUCCUCGAGAAGCACGCACUUUUACCAGGGAGAACGAGACGGGAGAUGGCCAAUACGACGGGCACAACAACGGUCAGCACCCCCGGCCGUUGUUCGUGCUAGAGCCCGUGGCUUUGGGAAGAGGAGCGCCGAACAGCGUUUCGGUUUGGUGCGGGUCAACGGGUAGGCCUUGGAGAGGCAACGGGCGGUUUCGGGGCUCGGAAAAAGCUGGGAGGGUCUGUAAUUAUACCGAACGAUAUUCCAGCAAUUAACCUGUUCAUUCA
Molecule: messenger RNA, 1582 nt
Organism: Gaeumannomyces tritici R3-111a-1
Lineage: Eukaryota; Fungi; Ascomycota; Sordariomycetes; Magnaporthales; Magnaporthaceae
Exons: 6
Coding region: 205-900 (231 amino acids)
Biological process (GO): nucleosome assembly
Cellular component (GO): nucleosome
Molecular function (GO): DNA binding; structural constituent of chromatin
Source: RefSeq, a predicted model, not a curated record